This is a messenger RNA of Dendronephthya gigantea, 4591 nucleotides long. Its product is annotated as patatin-like phospholipase domain-containing protein 7. The record is from RefSeq and is a predicted model, not a curated record. Gene Ontology annotation, molecular function: phosphatidylcholine lysophospholipase A1 activity. The transcript has 43 exons. Bases 6 to 4046 code for a protein of 1346 amino acids. Gene Ontology annotation, cellular component: endoplasmic reticulum. Gene Ontology annotation, biological process: phosphatidylcholine metabolic process. Lineage: Eukaryota; Metazoa; Cnidaria; Anthozoa; Malacalcyonacea; Nephtheidae.
CCAAGAUGGCGGCCGACGGAGGCGGCGAUGAUGAGUUGUCCUCCGUUAAUAUCAACUUUUAUAAUGUCACUCUUAUUACAGUUGGAAUUGUGUUUGUUUUUUGCGCGGUAUGCUUGGUUGUGUUUCUUAUUCGAAAGUAUCGGGUGAAAGGAGACAAGUCAACCAGCUCAUCUGGACAAGCAAAGCCAAGGUUUAGAAAAAGAGACAAAAUGAUAUUCUAUGGAAAGAAGAUGCUGAGAAAGGUGCGGGACACAAGAGAUGACAUUUACCGCAAGAGCAGAAUAAAGGCACGACAAAAAGUCAUGUUGAAUUUUGCUAAGCAAGUUCUUCACUUACAAGAACAGGAGCCAUCACGUGAAGUGAAAGAACCCCCGCCGGCAUUUCUCGAAGCAGAUUGGAAGGAGUCCGAAGAGGCGGAACAAAGAUUACCCUCAGAGGUGGUUUACAUGUUGAAAAGUGUCAGGGUAUUUGGUCAUUUCGAGAAGCCGUUAUUUAUUGAACUUUGUAAACAUAUCGAGACAAAGUUUCUACCUGCAAAUACAGUUUUAUCAAGCGAGGGUGUGGCUGACAGCAAUAUUUAUGUGGUACAAAGUGGACAACUAGUUGUCUACAUCGUUGAAAAGGAUGGAACAAAGCUAGCGCUGAAGAACGUUACUCCUGGAAACAGUGUUUUUAGUAUGCUGGGAAUUUUAGAUGUGCUGACGGGAAUGUCGCCAACGUAUGAACACAAAGUGAGAGUUGUAGCAUCUGUUGAUUCCUAUGUCUUGAAGUUGCCAAGCAAAGCAUUUCAGACUGUAUUUGAUCAUUACCCAGAAUCCUUGGUGAGACUAGUACAGGUCAUUAUGCUUCGCUUGCAACAAGUCACGAUGAUGGCACUUCAUAACUUUCUUGGUUUAACACAAGAAUUGAUAAACUAUGAUCCAGAGGACAUGUCUAAAAUGUCGUCAAUUCAUUCAUUCUCAAAUGCUAAUAAACCAUCGACAGUUACGACUUCUGAAAAAGAAAAUACCAAAGACACUCCCUCAAAGAAUGGUCCAGCACAAGCUGGCAAAAAAGUUCCUCGCAGUGUCAGCGUUGUUGCUAAAGCUGGAAGUUCAUUGGCAAAGAGUGCUCCUGUACAGAUUCCUGAUUCAAUGAGACGCAGUUACUCACUGACCUUUUUACGAGAAAAAAUGAGCGAUGGAGAGAUUACUGACGAAACGAGUGACUUCGCGGCGGCUUGUGGGCGUGCACGUGCUUUUGCUGACGUGGCAUCCAGGCCAAAGUUUGACAUGGGCAGUUCAACGUCGCCCGAGCCCAGUCCCAAUGCGUUGGAUACGAGUAGAUUUGACUUCCCUAUCCAACAGAAAGAUUCUGACACUGACAAACAUAGACUGGAAAAAGGUGGUAGUUUUUAUGAAGACGAAGUCUUAAAAACAGCAAAGAAAGACAUUGCAGCCUUUCUUGGAUUAGGGGAAAAGGAUGAAAACCUACUUGAUGAUGUUUUGUGUUCUGCAGUUAUGCCAAAAGGCACAAUCCUCGUCACCCAGGGAGAAUUGGACUGCAGUGUGUACUUCCUUAUCAGUGGUUGUCUUCAAGUUUCUCAGAAAGAUAUGGACGCAACUGGGGAGAAUGUGUUGUAUGUCACCCAUCCUGGUGAAUUCGUGGGCAGUUUAUCCGUCAUAACUGGCGAACCGUCACUCUUUACUAUCAAAGCAGUCAAAUUUUGUCAGCUUGCUGUGUUGAGUAAAACAGAUAUUUACAGUAUCCUUCUUCAAAGACCUCGUGUCAUACUCAAUCUGAGUAGCACGCUAACGUCACGAUUGACACCGCUGGUCAGAAAUAUUGACUAUGCACUUGACUGGGUUCAUAUGGAGGCUGGGAGAGCGAUAUAUAGGCAAGGAGACGAGUCUGAUUGUCUUUAUAUUGUCCUCAAUGGUCGUCUGAGAUCUGUUGUUACUCAAAAUAAGAAGAAAGAACUAGUUGGUGAACAUGGUCGUGGAGAGCUGGUCGGUGUGGUGGAAGCAUUGACGCAGAAUCCACGAAUGGCAACUGUUCAUGCUGUACGUGAUACUGAAGUUGCUAUUCUUCCUGACGGUUUAUUGAAUGUAAUUAAACAUACAUACCCCCAGGUUGUCAGCCGUCUCAUUCAUUUGUUGGGAGAAAGAAUUCUCAGCCCUAUGAAGGCAAUGCAGCCAGAUCAUUCGGGUGACGCAAGUGAAGUGGGGACGAAUUUGGGAACAAUAGCCAUUGUUCAGGCUUCCGACGAUGUUCCAUUAAAUAAUUUUGCAUUUGAGCUUAGUCUGGCGCUCAACAGCAUAGGACCUACGUUGCUUCUUACAAGCUUUCUUGUGCAAAGUAAACUCGGGACAUCAGCGCUGGACAGUAUGCAUGAAUAUCGUCUAUCAAGUUGGUUGGGUCAACAAGAAGAUCUUCACCGUUUGGUAGUUUAUCAAGCAGAUCAUUAUAUGUCGGCAUGGACCAAGAGAUGUAUACGACAGGCUGAUUUAAUUCUUAUUGUUGCUUUGGGUGACAAAGAACCUCAUGUUGGCCAGCUGGAGAUGCAGAUGGAAAAUAUGCAGGUUCGAGCCCAGAAGGAGCUGGUGUUGUUGCAUCGAGCAUUGCAUAAGAAAAGAAUAACCAGAACUGUAGAAUGGUUGAACGCCAGAGGCUGGAUCUCCGCUCACCAUCACAUUCGCUGUCCAAGGAAAGUAUUGAGCAGGAAAUCCUUGGUAGAAAAGUACCUUCACAAUCCUGACAAUUACGAGAUUCCUGGUCGUCAUUCAGAUUUCGCUAGGCUUGCUCGUCGUCUGACAGGAACCUCGAUAGGAUUAGUACUUGGAGGAGGUGGAGCAAGAGGGAUAUCACAUGUAGGAAUAAUACAAGCUCUUCACGAACAAGGAAUACCAAUUGAUAUGGUGGCUGGUACUAGCAUUGGAGCAUUUGUGGGAGCUGUGUAUGCUACUGAGGCUGACCCAGACAAAACUGUAGCGAAAUGUAGAGAAUGGUCGAUGGGAAUGACAUCGACUUUUAAAAUGGUGUUGGAGCUGACGUAUCCAUUUACUUCGUUUUUCUCAGGGAAUGGUUUUAAUGCUAGUAUAAGAAGCGUUUUUGGAGAAAAACAAAUCGAGGAUUUAUUAAUACCAUACUUCAAUAUAACCACUGAUAUUACGUCAUCAUGUAUGCGAGUUCACUCGAAUGGCAGUUUAUGGCGCUACGUGAGAGCGAGCAUGUCCAUUUCCGGUGUACUCCCUCCCAUGUGUGACCCUAGUGAUGGCCAUCUUCUUGUCGAUGGCGCCUACGUCAAUAAUUUGCCAGCUGAUGUGAUGAAGUCAAAGGGAGCCAAUACUAUAAUUGCCGUUGACGUGGGCUCAGAGUAUCCAGCGGAGUUAACCAAUUAUGGUGAUCAUCUCUCGGGAUGGUGGUUGUUGUGGAAUAAGUGGAAUCCUUUCAGUGAGAAAAUUUAUAUUCCAAACAUGGCGGAGAUUCAAAGUCGCUUGGCGUACAUAUCAUGUAUUCGACAGUUGGAAGACUUGAAGGAAAACAAAUAUUGUGAAUAUCUCAGACCACCUAUAAACAGAUAUCACACGUUAGAAUUUGGCAAGUUCAAUGAAAUUUUGAAAAUAGGUUUUGAUUAUGGUCAAGAGAUAUUUCAGGAGUGGGCAAAAAACAAGAAAUCUGAUAUAUUUCCUGAUCUUGCCCCUGUUAGUUCUACAACUCGUCCUGAGCUUCACGAGAAACGCCCAAUCAGCAACGUAAAAUCGAUCUCGGACUUCGCAAGGCUUGUCUCGCGGGUCGAGAACCCGCACAACCCCCUUAAAUUCAUAACUGCAUUACCUGAGGGUUACGAGACCUCUGACGAGGAAGACGGCGGCGCGGUUAGUGAACCUCAUCGCACAGGAUCACUGGGGGACCAUGAGGGGCGUCUAGGCGGGGAUGACGGGGAACAUUUUGGGACGGCGUUUUCUAGUACGGACGAGGCGGAAUACGAGUCUGAUGAUUUGCAUAUUCGACGAAGAAACGGCAGUAAAAUUUUUCGAUUGAGUAGUUCGGAACUUCCUGAAUAAUUGUAAUUAUUAAAUAAAUGACAAACUACGGAUCAUAAUAGAGUAUAUAUAUUUUGAAAAAUUAUCAUAUUUCGAAACUGUGUGAUGUAUAUUUUAUAAUAAGAUCUUUUAUUACUGUGUCAAACAAGUUAGUGUAUAUGGCAGAAACACUAUUCAAAUACCUCAGUAAGCCAAUUCCCAAAUGCCUGGAUCUAGUAGCGCAAAUCCAUUGUUUGGAGAAGUAGGGUUUAUUAAAAUAGAGAUUUUAUAUUUUCGGUUGAGUGUGUACUUUUAAUCUCUCGUACUGUAUAGCUAUAUGCCUGCUAUAUGUCAUUUUUUAACCCUUCAAACAAUCCAAAAGUGCACUUCGAUCAUUUGGGAAAUGGCUAAUUGUCGGAUUGAAGCGCUCACUCUUUUGAGUCUCUACUGUUCUCGUUGUAAGUAGUUCACGUUAGAUCAAUAUUGGACCAUCAAAAAUGUAGGUUAUCCAAAUCAUGGGCCGGUUGUUCAAAAGCUGGUUAGCUUAACCCUGGGUGAAAGCAAAUCUUUACAUUAAUUUUUUUAGU